AACUUACUCGAAGCCCCCGGGGAAGAAAAAAAAACCAGAGACGGUUUGGAUGUUGCUCUGUAAAAGAAAUCAGAAGGUUUGACAGAGAGAAUCCAACGUCAAAGACGCCUGAUUUUCAAUGGGAGAAGAAGAGGAAAGAAGCAAUCUUGAGAUUGGAAGCGAUCAAGAUCAAGAAGAAGAAAAAGGAGAGCACCAAGUCCUGAAGUUUCUUGAUUCGGUUGAUAGCUAUCUGACCCUUUUCGAGUCAUUAUCCACAACACUUCGCCAGGGAUAUCUGGAAUUAGCCAGUGCUCGACAAUCCAUGGGCGCUUCACGCAUCAAUAGUGCCUUGUUUGAUCUCAAAUACCACUGUGCUGCUACAUCAUUGCAAGUUAUGCAAGAAGAUGUUAAGGAACCUGAUUUUAAUUUGUGCAAGUGGGUGUCCCCUGAUAAUAACAAAAGCUGUUCUGAGGAAGCAAAAUUUGACCAGGAUGAGUUGUCUGAAAGGAAAUCAAGUAAUUCGCAGCUUCGGUACAGGGGAACAUCCGAAAUUCAGGAGAAAAUACUCGAAAGUAAUGGUUCUACAGCUGCAGUCGAGGACCAAAUUCAACAGGAACGGUCAAAAUCAUUGUCAAUGUUUGGAAAAUUGGUUUCACCAAAGCUUCGAGAUGCCCAACUUUCGUUUGAGACAGCUCUGGAUAUCCUUAUAGAAAUAGCAAACAUGAGAUCAUCACUGCUAUCUGCUUAUGAUCAAGUGCGUAAAGAUAUGGAGAGCACUCAAGGUUGACAGGAAGUUGGUUUCUCCAAGUUAGCUGGUCUUCCGCAUUUCUAAGAAGGUUUAUCACCACUGCACAAGCUCACAAGUCUAAAUAGGAGUGCUUUCAAUUAUCAUUUUGGUGGUGAUGAACAUAAAUAUCAUGGUGGCUUGGGCCAUAGUGGAUUUUCCUUUCCUUUCCUGUGUAGUAUUUUAUGUAAUACAAGUUCUAGUAGCACAACAUACUGGGUUCCUUUCUUUCCAUGUAGUUUGUACAGUCCUAUUAUUUAUUGGUGAUGGUUUGAGGUUGUUGCGUUGUAUUCAUCUUGUUUCUUGCGGAAAUCAAUAGGACCAUUUGUUGGAUAUCGUUAUUUAAUUCAGGUGGUCAAGGCAUACUCUCCGUUGUUCGGUUCACAAUAAAAUAUAGAGUUAAGCGUCCUACACUGGCUAGGAAAAAUUUGUGAAAGUGGUGUUAUAAAGCUUCCUCAAGUGUUGGCACUUAUAAGUGCCCUAGGCUUGUAAGCGAGCGCAUUGGCUUAAGCAAGCAUAUUCAAAUUCGCCGGGGACCUGGUCUAAUGAUUUGCUUGGGCAUUCUGUUAUGCCAUGAGGAUGGUCAUUCUGUACGUACUUUACAUGUUGUGAGUGACCCCGGCCUUCAUUCAUUGCCAUUGGGACUAAAUAUGGUUUUACUUUCAAAGGAGCACAUUUAGGAUUAUGUUUCGGCAUCACUUGGCUUAUG
This is a messenger RNA of Rhododendron vialii, 1472 nucleotides long. RefSeq lists its product as uncharacterized. Gene Ontology annotation, biological process: vacuolar proton-transporting V-type ATPase complex assembly. Gene Ontology annotation, cellular component: extrinsic component of endoplasmic reticulum membrane. The record is from RefSeq and is a predicted model, not a curated record. Bases 119 to 766 code for a protein of 215 amino acids. Lineage: Eukaryota; Viridiplantae; Streptophyta; Magnoliopsida; Ericales; Ericaceae. The transcript has 7 exons.